AUGAUAACUAACAUCACCCUCGAAAACUUCAAGUGCUUCUGCCACGUAAGCAUCAACCCGAAGUUGUUGACUGUGCUGAUCGGCCCGAACGGGACGGGCAAGUCCAGUGUGUUGCAGGCGUUGCUGCUGCUCAAGCAGUCGGUCGGAGAGGAUGGAUUGAAGUAUGAGGGGGAUUUCUUUAAUUUGAGCGAUCCCGACGACAUCCUGCCAAAUUUCUUGCCUCCGUCCUUGCCGGUUCACUUUAGAAUCGAAGGGAAUGUCGCCGGGACGGAGUUCCAAUAUUUUGAUGUAUUUUCUGACGUCCCAGAAGCCAGCAACGCCAACGAGAUGCCGAGGUAUUUGGAUGAGCUCCAAAUCUUGUUCGAUCAAUUGAGGUUCGUGCCAGCGGCACGGGGUCUAGUUCGUCCAACUUAUGCACUUGGCGACGAUCAUCAGGAGCAGAUUUCCUUGCACGAUGGCUUAGGCGCCCAAGAGGAGCAAUUGGCAACUAAUCUUGCCUACAGUAGGCCCGUGGAGGAAUAUCUUUCUGAAGCACUUAAGAAAGUCACCGGGAUCGGAAUCAGGGCAGAAACCGUCCCCUCAAGGUUGGUCGAAAUUACCUCACUAGCUCCGUCUGGGGUAGUGAAUAUCGUGGCUGAGGGAUUUGGGUCAAAUGCUUUGAUUCAAUUGUUGCACCAACUUAUCCUGGCUGAUGAAGGUGCCACCGUCCUGAUUGAGGAGCCGGAAAUCCAUCUGCACCCGAAGGCGCAGGCGGAUCUGGCGGAGGUGAUGGCUGAUACCGCCAAGGCCGAGGACAAGCAGAUCAUCAUGACCACUCACAGUGAGUACGUCGCCGGACGGUUACUAACGAUGGUUGCCGAGGGCAAACUGACGACCGACGAGUUGGCCAUUUACUCGUUCGAGAAAGACGAAAAAGGCGAGUGCUCGGCAACGGAAAUAGAAGUUACUGAGCGAGGUCAGGUCAAAGGCGGGUUGACCGGAUUCCACGAAGCCACCCGCGAUGAGAUGCGCCGCUACGCUGACGGCCUACGCAAAAGAGUAUGA
Geodia barretti is the source of this 1044-nucleotide messenger RNA. The record is from the annotation of a GenBank genome assembly. Lineage: Eukaryota; Metazoa; Porifera; Demospongiae; Tetractinellida; Geodiidae.